Molecule: messenger RNA, 2653 nt
Organism: Exaiptasia diaphana
Lineage: Eukaryota; Metazoa; Cnidaria; Anthozoa; Actiniaria; Aiptasiidae
Product: alpha-N-acetyl-neuraminyl-2,3-beta-galactosyl-1,3-N-acetyl-galactosaminide alpha-2,6-sialyltransferase
Exons: 5
Coding region: 195-1502 (435 amino acids)
Biological process (GO): ganglioside biosynthetic process
Molecular function (GO): alpha-N-acetylgalactosaminide alpha-2,6-sialyltransferase activity
Source: RefSeq, a predicted model, not a curated record
GGACCAAUGACAUUACGCUAUCUUGGGAUCCUAGUUUCAUAACAUGCCCCCGCUCUGUCAAUCGRGUUUGUGUUCUUAUGCAAAUUUACUCUGCAAUAUUCACAGGAAAAACAGAAUUAGAGUCCUAAAACGUUCAUGAAUGUUUGUGGGUUUUUUGGGCUGUAUGUGAGCCUAGCGGAUCUAAGCUAAGCUUUAUGUCGUCGUCAAUGCCCUUGUACUACGCUGGCGUAGCAAGUGACGAUGACGUAUUAGAAGAAAUGUUGAAGAAAGACAAAAAACUGGAGCAUGGCUCAAGCUCUACGCUUGAUUUACAGAGGAUACUUGGAGUCAGUUACCAGCAAGUGUCCCUCAGCAGGGUCAAAAAGAUGACAGCUGCUGUAAUAACUGUAGUGGCCAUAAUUCUCUUCAUCAGUUUAAGCUUUCAUUCAGCAGCAACAUCCAAUGACGACACGCAAAUCAUUGCAUCUCCUACCUCCCCUAAGGCAGAAAAAUUAUCAUCAAAUCCCGACAAGCGUGUCAUCACAACUUCUUCUUCCGCGAGGCAWAACGGAUUGACAUUCACACAGACAACCAAAGAAAGCCCACGAAAAGCAACAUCCAAAAAGCUACAAWCGAAUAAGAAAAAGUUAAUACAAACAACGAAAAUAAUGAAUAAAAUAACUACAACACAUCGCUCUGUCAUUCCAAAAGAUCCAUUGCAGCAUACAAAGCUCACCACAACUAAAACUACAAUAACUUCAACAACAACAAGAAAACCUACGCUUGCCACUCAAAACCUGCAUCAUACAGAUAUCGUACCCAUUCCUACUCGGACACCAAGCAAGUUUGUUCUUGCAAUGAAUCCCAGCAUUCCUGCUACAGUAAAUCURAACUGUCACUCAUGCGCAGUCGUAACGAACUCAGCUGACCUUUAUAGGAGUAACGCGGGCUCAGUGAUUGAUUCAAGUGAUUGUGUGAUUCGUUUGAACAUCGCGCCUACAUUUGGUUACGAGGACGACGUGGGGGGUAAAACUACAGUGCGAGUCGUUUCUCAAGAUCAUCUUGGCGAUCUCUUACACUAUGUAUGGCGWGAUCCUGAAGAAAUACGUUCUCUCGGUUACAUCAUWACAUAUGGCAAAUACAAUCAUCUCUGCAAAAACUGUACGUUUUUUAAGUUAUUCAAGAAGGUUUCGGGGCAAUAUUUAGGUGAUAAGUUUAUACGAUUCACAGAGACUUUGAAGACCAAAACACACAGUCGUGAAGAAGUUCCUCUUUCAACACAAUUCCACGCCAUUGACAUCAUGCGUGACGUUUGCCGCAAGAUGAGAGUAUUUGGAGUGGAAAGAAAUCAUCCAUGUUUAAGCGACCGGUCGUAUAUGAAGAACUACUGGCAWCAUAACAAGUACAUCCGCUGCGAUGGACGUCGACAAAACAUCGUGGACGACAUACAUCGCUAUCGAUUCGAGAAAAAUAUAUAUGAUGAGUGGAUCGACAAAUAUGACCUGGAAUUCCUGUAUCCAUAGCAACCAUUCGUGUAAAUGACGUCACUACUUCUGUUAUGGCUUCCCAUCAUGCGUCUCACCAUGGAAUUUAUUAAUAUACUAUAUAUGGGCUUCCUGUCUUUUAAUUCCUUUAUCAAGACUGACAAAGGGAUCCCAUAUGUUCACUAACAUCUCUCGAUGGUAACACUCUUAUCGCACUUCCAKGCUUCUGUAUAGACUGAGAUGGGAGAAAAUCGCAGUAUUUGACAAGACGUAUUUAUUCUGUUUUGGUGACAAACAUUUUUCUACUUUCGUUAUGCUAAGCAAACGUAAAACAUAUACGUAAAACGRAAGGAGAAUGAACGUAAAACAUAUACUCACAACACAAUGUAGAAUAAACGAGACAUUUACGUACAACACAAUGUAGAAAAAACGUAAGACAUACGUAAAACAAAAUGUAAUAUCAACGUAAAACUUACACGUGAAAUACAAUGCAGAAUUAACGUAAAACUUUUACGUAAAACACAAUUAACGCAUUCUCAACGGGAUUCGGUUGCAAAAAAGCGGCUCAGUUUCACUCCAUCAUCCCUUUGCGACAUGUACAUGAUCUUUUAUGGCAGUAAAUGGUCAUGAUGGCCUUAUCCACUUAGUGGUACGUUGUUUUCUCUAAUAGACGCGGACAUCUUCGUCGUAAUCGCAGUGCGCCGUCGAUUGGAUGACCGCGUACUUUAGAUUUUAAGAUUUCAGAGAAGCAGGUCAAAAAUUGUCAUAUGAGAAAUGAAUUUGGACAUUUAAUGCAAAUAUGUGUGGACAUAGCGGACAAAAUUUGAAAAUACAUUAUUGUUCUAAUACAGUCAAUGUAUAUAUAUGCCGUUUUAGAUUGAGAAGUUCGGCAUUUAUUCGUCUGGGUGGAGCAAAUAACGUUAAAACGUGCCAUGUUUUUUUUUCUAGUUCUAUCGAGGGCUUAAAUAGAAAAUUGUCUGGCAUAACAAACAUACAAAUAUUCUGUUAUUACCACGUUCACUUACGAUAUGGGAUUUAUCGUGUUGACACGAUAUGGGAUUUAUCGUGAUGAGAAUUCGAUGGAGAAUAUAGUUAGUUUCGAAUAGAAAUGGCCAGUUUUACUUUUGUACAUGGAAGGUCAGUGUAAAUAGUGAAUUAUAUCAAUAAAUACUGAAAUAGGGAAAACAAUU